This is a messenger RNA of Polypterus senegalus (gray bichir), 1015 nucleotides long. RefSeq names its product ribonuclease T2, like (gene rnaset2l). Gene Ontology annotation, molecular function: RNA binding; ribonuclease T2 activity. Bases 77 to 835 code for a protein of 252 amino acids. Gene Ontology annotation, biological process: RNA catabolic process. The record is from RefSeq and is a predicted model, not a curated record. Gene Ontology annotation, cellular component: extracellular region. The transcript has 10 exons. NCBI's taxonomy places the organism in Eukaryota, Metazoa, Chordata, Cladistia, Polypteriformes, Polypteridae.
AUAUCAUCUCAAAAUCAGUGAGAAGUAACUGAUUCUCCACUGAGAGAGAACUGAUUCUGCACUGCAGCAGAGAAAAAUGAAGGGAAUUGUGACAUCAGUUUGUCUUCUUUGGAAUUUACCUGCCAUCCUGAUUCAGCCAGCCAGCGGCUUCCAAGGAAUCCAUGCAAAGUUCUGCUCCUGGGAAUGCAUGAAGUUCACCCUGAUGUGGCCGGGUACUUACUGUGUGAGCUUGAAAAAGUUAAAGUGCAGCAUCCCCGUCAAUGUGAAGGGUUGGACCAUUCAUGGGCUCUGGCCCAUGAUACAUAAUGAAAACUGCUGUGAUUGUUGGCCAAUUUUCCGUUCAGAUCUGGAUGUGCUGGAACCACAAUUGUCCAUGUUGUGGCCUACGCUAAUUCAGAAUAAGUCCAGUUUCUCCUUCUGGCAAGAAGAAUGGCGCCGUCACGGUGCCUGUGCUGGCUGCGUGGAGGGGAUGAACUCACCCACCAAGUACUUUCAAACUGCCCUUAAACUGCGGGGCAAUUUUGAUGUAGACAGAGCUCUCCAGACAGCUGGUGUCUUUCCUUCCUGUAAUGUAUCCUAUAAUUAUAACCAGCUUUAUUCUAUAUUGCGGCCCAUUGCGGGUGAAGUCCUUACAAUCCAAUGUGUUCAGGACCACAAGGGACGACAGGUAUGGGUGCAACUGAAAAUCACCAUGACUAAGACAUUCACCCUGGGCUGCAAUAAGCUUCAGGUUUUGGAUGAUUCUCAGGAACCACCAGGACAUCCCUGCCCAAGAACAGAACCUAUCUUUUACUUCCCAAUCCACAGAGAGAACCCAGCGGAGCCUUGCAAAUGACCAAAGGGUCUCAUAGGCAAAUCAUCAAGUCACCCUAUUCCUGGCAAUUGAGCUUGCAGAAUGCUUACUGUAAUAAUGCUUUAAAAACACUGUGCCUGUACUAAGUAAUUAUUUCUACAUUCCUCAGGUGGACAAGUGCUUUUUCAUCUAGUGUGCAUUAAAUAAAAUGGUUUCACCUCA